AUGCGUCUCACCCCCAUCACCCUCGCCCUAACCACCCUCUCCACAACCUCCGCCUUCAUCUCUGGCAUCACCGUCCCCGCCACCAUCGCCCCCAACAAACCCUACACCAUAACCUUCGACGAAAGGUUCGACUCGUCAAACCUCUGGACCGAUGUCGCCGUAACAUGGGGCUACAACAAUCCCCCUGGCAGCAUCAACAGCGCGCCGGUGAAGCUGAGGACGACGGCGCCGGAUCAUAUUCAGCUGUUUGAUAAGCAGAAGAAGAUUGAGAUUGUGGCGGCGGUGUUUACGGUGGGGUCGUUUGUUGGGAAUGUGGGGUUUACGACGUUUAAUGUUACGGUGGAUGUUGGGGAUAAGGUUAGUGAUAAGUUGGUGUCGAGCACGGGGUUUCUUGUGGCGCCUUAG
Messenger RNA from Bipolaris zeicola 26-R-13, 405 nucleotides. RefSeq lists its product as uncharacterized. Lineage: Eukaryota; Fungi; Ascomycota; Dothideomycetes; Pleosporales; Pleosporaceae. The record is from RefSeq and is a predicted model, not a curated record. The transcript is spliced from 2 exons. The coding region runs from base 1 to 405 and encodes 134 amino acids.